Molecule: messenger RNA, 8187 nt
Organism: Symbiodinium sp. CCMP2592
Lineage: Eukaryota; Dinophyceae; Suessiales; Symbiodiniaceae
Source: the annotation of a GenBank genome assembly
AUGGCGUAUCCCCGCAUGUUGGAUGUCAUUCUGUGCAUCCUCAUACCCGCCAACGUGUUGGGCCAGGAGUCCAACGUGUCCUGGACCCAGAUCUCAAUCCUUGGGGGAAAUCUCCUACCGACUCGGAAGCUUCACACUGCCGUACUUAGCCCUGCCGGCCGGAUGUGGGUGUUUGCUGGCCGGGACGACAAAGUGAGCUACCAAUUUCUGUCGGACACAUGGUAUAUCGACUUGCAGGCUGCCUCGCACUCAUGGACGCAGGUGUUGACAGACAACAGCCCCUCUGCAAGGGGUCGUCACAGCGCCGUCCUUGCACCAACCGGAAAGCUGUGGAUUCAUGGCGGGACGGACAACAGCAAUGCCAUCUUGAGCGACCUGUGGUACCUGCAGACCAAGAACCUCACAUCGCCAACAUGGACGGAACUCGCCGCCGGCAGCAGCUCGGCACGCAAGGAUCACAGUGCCGCGAUCACGGCUUCCGGGAGAAUGUACAUCUGUUUCGGCGGCAUUUCAUCCGGUCAGACGAACUCUCUGCGCUACAUCGACUUAGAGGACUCAUCUCCAUCGUGGAUUGACGUCAAUCCUUGCUGUAACACACCGCCAGGAAUUCGAUGGAAUCGCGAUGCCGUUCUCAGUGAUGCCGGGCGAAUGUGGGUCUUCGGUGGCUUCGGAUGGUCUAACGGACCCUUUUAUCACAACGAUCUUUGGUGGAUCGAUCUGGAGGAUGGCACCCCGAACUGGAAUGAGGUGUCCGUGACCGGAAAUGUGCCCACCGGCCGGGUAGACGCUGCGACCGUCCUCACAUCGACUGGGCGGUUCUGGCUCUUUGGCGGAACAGAUUCUCAGGGCAACAUGGAGAAUGACCUUUGGUACAUCGACGUGGAGGCUCCCAGCCCGACUUGGACACAGAGCUUUGAGAUAAACGGGCGACCAAAUGGAGUGGCCGCUCAUUCCGCCGUGCUUCUGGACGACCACCAAAUGUGGAUCUUUGGAGGGAACGAUGGCACCUUUUCACUGGAUGAGCUCUGGUAUGCGGAGGUGCCCAGCCCAGCAUUCAAUCAGACAAUUUUCUCGGGCGCCCCUUCCCGUUACCUCCACACCGUCGUGCUAGCACCGAGUGGGCGGAUGUGGAUGUUCGGUGGGCAUGAUGUUUCCGAUCACAAUGACAUUUGGUACUGCGACACCAAGGCUCACACGCAAGCCUUCACAGAAGCUUCUCCAAGCGGCAGCGCACCCGCCGAGGUCAAACGCCACACGGCCGUGCUCUCGUCGCAGGGGAACAUGUGGGUUUUCGGUGGAGAGCUAAGCGGCGGAGGGCUUGUCAACACUCUGCAUAAAAUCGACGUGGAGACAGCCGAAACUCCGACCUGGAUGCAGGUGUACCCAUCCGGCAGCAUCGAAGCCCGCAGAGAUCACACGGCGGUGAUUACAUCGAACGACCGCAUGUGGAUCUUCGCUGGCGUUCAAAACGAUUACGGCCGACGAAAUGACCUGGUCUACAUCGACGUCGAGGAUGACAAUCCAAGCUAUACAACUGCGGCUACAUCUGGAAGCCUGCCCCGUGGACGUGGCUUGCCGAGGGUGGUGCUGAACACGACAAGCAAUCGAAUGUGGAUGUUCGGCGGAUACAGCAAUGAAGAACUGUGGGAGAACGACUUGUGGUUCGUUGACCUGCGCAACGGCACUUUGACCUGGAACGAGGUAUUCCCUACUGUCAGCCCGUCCCCACGAGUGGACAUGGCUGGGGAGCUCUCUUCCGAUGGGCGGUUUUGGAUUUAUGGGGGCGCUGAUAGCAGCGGCCCUCUUAGCGAUCUGUGGUUCAUCCUACUGGAGGCCCCAGGCUGGGCGUUGACAUGGCAGCCUGUCGAUCCAGUCACGGUGCUUGGAAACCCCGGUGCCCGGCAGUACCACAGUGCCGUCAUAACUUCCUCGGGCGACAUGCUGAUCUAUGGCGGAAAAGACAACAGCGGCACGUUCUCAGACAUGUGGAGCCUGUCCCCUGUUGGUCCGGCCAUCACAACGCUGGACGCAGAGUGGAGCCAAGUCUCCCCUUCGGACCCUCCAGAUGGGCGCGUCUACAGCAGCACGGUCAUGAGCCCUGACGGCCGGAUGUUGUUGGUGCACGGCUACAAGGACGAUCCGAGUUACACCUCGGUUGCUGACCUCGUCUACAUUGACACGCAAGUUUGGCUAAGUUCCCUGGCUUGGAUAAAUGUCUCGCAACCAGGACCCACAUUUCCUUCUGCUCGGAGUGGCCACUCCAGCAUUCUCACAGAAACUGGCCGCGUUUACAUCUAUGGUGGCACCGACAGUCCAGGCAGCCCUUCGUCAUACUCAGACCUCUGGUACUUUGACACGGAGGCAUCCUCAGUCGAGUGGGUUCAGAUGUCCGUCACCUCCGCCACAAGUCGGCGCUAUCACGGCACAGCUUAUUCCUCCGGGAGGAUGUACAUGUUUGGUGGUGCAACCGGAAGCGGUACGUUGCUCAACGAUGUCGGCUACAUCGACUUGACGAUGAGUGGCAGCACCUGGUGGACCGACAUUGCUGUCACAGGCACGCCGCCGAGUGUGCGCUACAAGCACUGCACCGUGAUGAGCAGUGUUCGCCGCAUGUGGAUUUUCGGAGGCCAGCCCGAAAUGACCGGCUCAUCGUUUUUGAAUGAUCUUUGGUACAUUGACGUGGAGGAGGCUUCGACCAGCUGGUAUGAGGUUUCUGUGUCCGGUGUUGUCCCGACAGCCCGUUCUGAUCACACCGGCGUGCUCUCUGCGACAGGGAGAAUGUGGAUCUAUGGCGGCACCAGCGCUUUCGGUGUUCUAGGCGACGUCUGGUACAUCGAUGUCGAGGUCAGUGCCCCAUCCUGGGUGCGAAUGAUCGCUUCGGGCAGCAAUCCGGGGGCCCGGAUGGCUCACAGUGCUGCCCUCACUGCAGACAAUGAGAUGUGGCUCUUCAGCGGUUAUGACAGUAAUGGAGACGUGGACAACGAAUUAUGGUGCCUGGAGGCCGCUAGUCCUGCCUGGAUUCCUAUCACUGACUGGACUAAUGCCCGUUACGACCACUCUUCUGUGAUGACAGCCAGCGGACGUGCUGUGGUUUUCGGCGGCUACACAGGCACACUCGGCCUCAACGACCUGCAGGCCUACGAUACGCAAGCAUCCUCUUCAAGUUGGUAUGAGAUCUCGACCUGCUGCCCGCCCGCUGCACGUUGGAGCCAUACCGCUGUCAUCACAUCGGCGGGGCGCAUGUGGAUUUUCGGCGGUUGGGAUGGGUCCAGUAACUACAACGAUCUUUGGUACGUCGAUGUUGAGGAUCCCUCACCUGCGUGGGCUCAAGCUUCCCCUUCCGGUAACAUUGCAGCGCGGUCGGAGCAUGUAGCCGUCAUUUCGGCUGCUGGACGCAUGUGGGUGUUUGGUGGCCGUGACAUCAGCGGCGGUUCGCGGCUCAAUGACCUUUACUAUAUCGACCUGGAGUCCGACAGCCCCGAGUGGGUGCAGGCCAUGGCAUCGGGCGUCGCACCCUCAGCGCGCGGAAAGCCGAGCGCCGGUAUGAACGAUGCCGGUCUUUAUAUGGUGAUCUUCGGUGGUUGGGCAGACUCGGGAGGUUUCCAAGAUGACCUGCACUACCUCGAUUUGCAGGACCAAACUAUGCCCACCUGGCAUCAGGUGUCCACCUCUCGCAGACCCCCAGCUCGUGCAGAUGCCGCAGCUGUCCUGACCAACGAAGUACGUUUUUGGCUCUUUGGCGGCAAUGGUGUUGGCCAACAACGCAUUGACGAUGUAUGGUUUAUCAAUCUGCAGGCUGCAACACCCAACUGGGUAGAGGUAUCACCCAUCACUACGUCUGGAAGCCCGUCGGCACGGCAGUUUCACAGCGCUUUGCUGACGCAGCAAGGGGACAUAUUCUUUUCGGGUGGCAAAACUGGUGCAGGAGUUGCAACAGACGUUUGGUACCUUGUGGGGGUGGCGGCGAAUGUGACGGCCUCCACCACUACGAGCACGACCCGUUCCACAUCAACCAGCACGACAACUACAGCGAUCAUCGUUUCGUUGAGAUGGACCGAAGUGUUUCCAUCUGGAGGAACGCCAACAGCGCGCAGUUAUCACAGCGCCAACGUCGACGAAAGUGGAGGGAUGUGGAUGUAUGGCGGCUGGCACCCAGGCGGUGCUUUGGAUGACACAUGGUACAUCGACCUGCAGGACUCGAUGCCAAUGUGGACUCAACUCUACCCGAACAGCACUCCUGGUGGACGUGCUCGUCAUGUUUCCUUCCUUGAUGAGACCGGGCGUGUGUGGAUCCACGGAGGCUUCGACAGCAGCCCGACUAUUGUUGGCUCGCUUUGGAUGCUGGACACACAGGCAUCGGCUCCGAAUUGGACUGAAAUGACAGACGGCCUCCCGCCGCUCCGAGACCACAGUGCUGUCAUCACAAACACUUCGCAAGUGUACAUGUACGGAGGAUAUGGAGGGGUUGGUUACUGUUGUGAAAGGUCCAGUCUGUAUACCUUCAAUCUUCAGGAUGUACAAAUGUACUUCGACAUGUCCGGCUCGAUUUCUGGCUCCUCGCCUGGAAAUCGCCAUAUGCACAUCGCCGUGCUCAGUAGUUCGAACCGAAUGUGGAUUUUCGGUGGUCUCCAGGCGGGAAGCAAGCUGAAUGACUUGAGGUUCGUGGAUUUAGAUGAAGCAAGCCCGAGCUGGAAUGAAGUUUCUCCCACUGGAGCACUUCCGGCGGCACGCGAUCUUCACAGUGGCAUUUUCACCAGCACUGAGCGUUUGUGGAUCUAUGGUGGGACGGACACCAACAACAAUUUCUUGGAUGAUAUUUGGUUCAUCGACCUGCAGGACAUUUCGAACACUCCUUUCUGGAUGGAAGUCUCCGCACAGAACGCCCCCAGCGCACGGAACCGUCACUCUGCGGUCUUUUCCUCCAUGUCGGAAAUGUGGGUCUUCGGAGGCGCCAACAACAACGGUUACAAAAACGAGUUGUGGCUUUUGGAGGCAUCAAGCCCUUCCUGGUCGCAAAUUGCAUAUAAAUGCUGCAGUACGCCAAAUCCUCGCAUCAAUCAUCGUGCCGUCUUCUCAUCCGACCAGCUCAUGUGGAUCUUCGCCGGCUGGGACGACGUGAGCAUGAGUCUGGUGAACGAGCUUUGGUACUUGGACUUCCAGGAGGAUCCGCCGGGAUGGUAUCAGAAGAGCCCCUCCACAAGCCCCAGUCAACGAGUUGAGCACAGUGCCGCCUUGUCCGGGACCAACCAGCUCUGGAUCUAUGGUGGUGCCACCAAUGGCAAUAGCGUCCUCUCCGACCUUUGGUACAUCGACCUUCCAGCUGCCUCCUCGUGGGUCCAGAUGCACCCAUCAGGCAGCGCCGGCUCUCGUAAAGGACAUUCUGCAGUGUUCACUGCGCAGGGCAUCAUGUGGAUCUUCGCCGGAAAUGAUGGAGCAAGCGAUCUGAGCGACGUGAUGCUAAUUGACCUGGAGGCGACAAGCCCUACCUGGAUGACAACUUCUGUGAUGUCAAGCACGCCUACCGCUCGUUCCCGUCACCAGGCAGUUCUUCGCCACCACACGAACAAGAUGUGGAUCUACGGCGGCUACACAAGCUCCGGAGACUUCUUUCACUAUGACCUUUGGUCAGUCGAACUGGCGGAUCCGGAGAACCUUUACUGGCAGCAGUCUUUUCCGAGUGAAAGCCCUCCGGUGCGAGCUGACUGCUCAGCCGUGUUAACCUCCACUGGGCGGCUUUGGAUCUGGGGAGGAGUCAACAGUGGUGGAGUUCUCAAGGAUCUUUGGGUCAUCGAUGUGGACGCAUAUACCCCGACCUGGUCAGAGAUCUAUGCCGUGACCUCUGCUGGUGGUCCUGGAGGGCGUAAUAUGCAGAGCACGGUCAUCACGCCACAGGGGGAUAUGUUGAUCUUUGGUGGUUCCACAGCGCCACUCAGUGGAACUCCAAGUGCGGUGAACAAUGCAUGGCGGUUGUCGUCGGUUGGGGACGAGCACCAGCAGCACCUUGUCACAUACCAGCUCAUCCUCGCUCAGCACGACACUGACCGGGACGACCAGCAGCACGCAGACCGGCACCACACAAACCACUACGAGCAGCACGGAAACCACCUCGACGCUGAGUUCUUCCAGCACCACUUCGACGUCCAGCACGCUUUCGUCCACCAGCUCAACUUCAACUACCUCGACUUCCCUGACCUCGAGCAGCACGACUGCUCCAGCACAUCCAGCACAUCCCAAACGACGAGCUCCACCUCGCAGACCUCCUCGAGCUCAACGUCUUCGACCACAACUACCACAACGACUUUGCUGGGAGCUGUAGUGCUGCCGGACGAGUUGGUGGGCACUACACAGGGAGAGGUGCUCGCGCAAUCCCUGCAGACAGCUCUGAUGGUCGCGUCGCAGAAAGAGCCCAUCUACUCCGCCACCACCGCCACGGGCAAUGUGACAGCAGUCAAGCUCGAACGGCCCACACAGGAUGAGCAGGGACCGAAGGUUUUGGUUCUCAACCGAACCAGGGAUACUACCAUUCCGAUCACUGUGGUGUUACCUCCUAACCUCAUCGGGGACUUGUCUACCGAGGGCAAUGUGAUAAUGGUGGUGACCGAGAUCGCGGACGAGGUGGCGCGGGAAUUGCCGCCGCAAACAGCGAGCGGCGACACGGUCAUGAUCAACUCGCCAAUCGUGGAGCUGUCCUUUGCUCGGGAGGUCAGCGGGGAGGUGGCUCUCCUUGAGGUCUCUCAAGUUUCCGAUACCGUCAACCUCACGGUCGUCGGCCGAACACCUGUGCCUGGUGAGAGGUGCGCAUUCUUCAACUCCACCACUGGAUCUUGGUCAACAGUUGGAACUGAGAUCGCUGGCCAAGUCGUAGUGAAUGGACAAAACCUGGACGCUGCAUGGUGCAAGACGACGCACACCUCCAUGUUUGCCAUCGUGGAAACCAUUCCAUUCGACGUCUUGUGGCAGACGAGAGCCAGCGAGCUGAAUGCCAGCACUUACAUGAUCGCCUUGGCAAUCGUCAUGAUCGUCCUAUGUUUUGCUGGGGUGGUUGUGUGCUUCCUCCUCUCGCGCCGGCUUCGGCCACCAAGCCGCGGCACAGCCAAGCUCUUGUAUAAAAAAGGACAGAUGAAACCCAUGUCGUUCCAGUGCAGCAGAGUCAUCACGGAUGGAGGGAAAGAGGUUGACACCGGCUCACCGCAAAACGCCAAGGUGCACAAAGUGUUGGUAAAGUGGGACAUCGAGCCGGAAGAGAUGGUACAAGACAUCAACGAAUUACAAGGCUUCCGCCGCUUGAUGACCGACAUUGGCGGCCCCGCGCUUGAGGUUGUCCGAGUGAAUUCCGAUCAAUCCCAGCUGUCCCGGGCGUCUUCGCGCAAAACGACGCAGCGCUCCUUACAGCAGCUUCAGGACGUUUUUGGCAGUAUGAUCUUGGACGACGACGACGAGGAGUUCCAGGCUGGCGUGCAGCUUGAAGUGCCGGACGAAGAGAUGGUAGCGGUCGACAUCGACGAUGCAAUCCGGCAAGCCGCCCGAGUCGUGACGAAAGAGGCAUACGAACACGAAGAGGCGGUGCUAUACUUCUCCACAUCCCAGCAGUGCUACAUACCUGCGAAGGUGACGGGCUCGGGAACCUUCGACGGAGAGGGCAUGUUGCCACUCUACAGCCUCCUUGUCGGCGUUCGCGCGCAACAACGGGACCGUGUCCCGAUGCAGCUCCUCCGGGCACCCCUGGUCAAAGGAGUUCGCGUGGAGGUGUACACGGACAAGCUGCAGAAAUGGCUCCCGGCGCUCGUGUUGCGUGAGCCCUUGGGAUUCGUCUCGCAUUUGUCCAAGUACCACAUCGUGCUGGACAACCUCACCUUUUCUGACCGUGAAAAGAUGAAGCAGUGGGACGUGCCCCUCAGCCACCUCCGGCGUCGCUUCGAAGUUGAUGCCAAGGUACACGUCUACCGCGGUCGCGAAGAUGGCUGGGUGUCGGCCACUGUGGCCACUUUGACGAUCGAGUCGGCCCUGCCGCAAGUGUCAGACACGACAUCCUUCGCUCCGACAUCACCUCGAUCGGCAGACGCGACAUCACCGCGAAUGGUUGCGGGGGCGGCGACUUUUGUGAAUGUGAUAUUCUCUGGAACGGAUACGGCUGUCGAGGUGCCUUCCUUCCUAGUUCGCGAACAAGCCGACGUACUCGCACUCUGA